AUGACUGGCCCGAACAAUCACGAAUUUCGCGCAAUAUCAAAAGGUGCGAAUAAACCAUCAGCUGAAGUACAACUACACAAAGACGGCAACAAGCGAACAUUGGGUUUGGUUUGGCGCGUGGAAAAUGACAUUUUGACGUACAGCGUGGACCUGCCGAGGAACAACCAAGUUACGAAACGCAGCAUACUUUCAGUGACAUCAAUGAUUUUUGACCCUUUAGGUCUUCCAUCACCUUGUACUAUAACGGCAAAAAUUCUAAUUCAAAAACUAUGGCUAGAGAAAUUAUCGUGGGACGAAAGUUUGCCAUCAAGUCUGCACUUUCAAUGGACGCAAUAUUACAAUCAACUCAAGUUGCUUAAUAAUUUCAGAAUUCCAAGACAAGCUAUGGCGCCAAACGCGGCAAAGGUACAGAUACACGGAUUUGCGGACGCUUCAAAAAAUGCGUAUGGAGCAUGUGUCUACGUUCUAGUGGUGGACGUCGAAUCAAAAAUUCACACUAACUUAUUGUGCGCAAAAACGAAGGUCGCGCCGUUGAAGACUCAAACAAUUCCUCGCCUGGAGCUCUGCGCUGCGUUGGUGCUCGCCAAGCUGAUCUCAACGGUCGAGGGCGCUCUUGAAGCAAGAAUUGAUUCCGUCACUUAUUGGAGCGACUCCACUAUAGUUUUGGAUUGGUUACGCGCUCAGCCGAGCCGCCUGCCAGUCUUUGAAUCUAAUCGCGUGGCUCGAAUUCAAGAAUUGAGCAAGGACAGAGUAUGGCGUCACGUACCUACGGAGCAGAAUCCAGCCGAUUUACUCUCCCGUGGAACUCAGCCGCAGGAGCUACUAAAUGCGACGCUUUGGUGGAAAGGGCCUGCCUUUUUGAUGAGCGGCUCUCAAUUUUGGCCCAAGCGAUUGGCCCACAAGAUAGACUCUACGCCUGUCGAGUUUACGUUUACAGCAACGAGUUCACCGACUAACAUUAUCGAAGAACUCCUUUUACGAUAUUCUAGUCUCUCGAAAGCAAUACGUAUUCUCGCCUAUUGCAUUCAAUUUAUCAGCAAGCUAAAACCAGGAGGAAAAGAAAACGACGUAUCAGUUAUUCAGCAACGCAGAUCUGCGAUAAUGCUGAUGAUAAAGCACGUGCAGAGCUCAAGUUUUCGCAAAGAAAUAUCCAUGCUUAAUCAAGGAAGUAAUGUUUUAAAAGGGCCACUAGCUUCAUUGACUCCAUUCCUGGACAAAAACGGGGUCGUACGAGUUGGAGGUCGAUUGGGGAAUUCAGAGUUCAAAUAUGACAAGAAGCACCCAGUCCUCCUGCCAGGAGGUCACAUAUUUACAAAACGUCUGUUUUCCGAAGAGCAUAUCCUGUGGUUACACGCUAGUCCUCAAUUACUUAGCGUCUAUUCGUGA
Molecule: messenger RNA, 1386 nt
Organism: Vollenhovia emeryi
Lineage: Eukaryota; Metazoa; Arthropoda; Insecta; Hymenoptera; Formicidae
Exons: 1
Coding region: 1-1386 (461 amino acids)
Source: RefSeq, a predicted model, not a curated record